Molecule: messenger RNA, 414 nt
Organism: Salvia miltiorrhiza (redroot sage)
Lineage: Eukaryota; Viridiplantae; Streptophyta; Magnoliopsida; Lamiales; Lamiaceae
Exons: 2
Coding region: 1-414 (137 amino acids)
Molecular function (GO): zinc ion binding
Source: RefSeq, a predicted model, not a curated record
AUGGAGCAACGCAUGUGCAAGUGUGGUUUGCAAGCGGAGUUGAAGACAUCUUGGACGGACAACAACCCUGCAAUGCGUUUCUUUCAUUGUUCGAAAGAUGCUAAGCCAUGUUCGUACUUUGAGUUUAUUGAUCCCAAGCCCACCUUGAUGCAAAGGAACUACAUAGUUAAAUUAAGGCGUGAACGAGAUGCAUUAGAAGCCGAGCUUAGAAUUAAAAAAUGGGAAUGUAACGAACUGAAAGAAUCUGAAGAAGUAGCGUGGGACAAGGCUGGGCGCAUUAUUGUGGAGAAUCACGAAAUGGAGGAUGAAUUGAAAAUUUUGAAGGAAGAAAUGAAACGAUUGAAAGCUAAAUGUUGGUGGAAGAAUCUUGUGCUAUGUGUUUUGGUUAUGUGGCUUGUUGUAGUUGUUGUUUAG